Molecule: messenger RNA, 352 nt
Organism: Macaca mulatta (Rhesus monkey)
Lineage: Eukaryota; Metazoa; Chordata; Mammalia; Primates; Cercopithecidae
Gene: SCGB1C1
Product: secretoglobin family 1C member 1
Source: RefSeq, marked provisional
CUGAGAUUGCUGGCAUGAAGGGGAGCCGUGCCCUCCUGCUGGUGGCCCUCACCCUGUUCUGCAUCUGCCGGCUGGCCACAGGGGAGGACUGCAAUGAGUUUUUCAUGGACUUCCUGCAAACACUACUGGUGGGGACCCCAGAGGAGCUCUAUGAGGGGCCCCUGGGCAAGUACAAUGUCAACGAAGAUGCCAAGGCAGCAAUGACUGAACUCAAGUCCUGCAUAGACGGCCUGCAGCCAAUGCACAAGGCAGAGCUGAUCAAGUUGCUGGUGCAUGUGCUGGGCAGUCAGGACGGUGCCUAAGUGGACCUCAGACAUGGCUCAGCCAUAGGACCUGCCACACAAGCAGCCAU